AUGUCACUGAACGCCACCCCGGCAGACGAGGACCCCCUCGUCCUCAGGCCUCUUAUCGCCGAUAUCAUUCGCACGCGUUAUUGCGUCCCCGAUUCCCUCUUCCUCGUCGAGGGGGUCGACAACCUCCGCCCCCGCCGCAGUCGCAAGUGGCGCGCCAUCCGCUUGUUACUCGGUGACGGUGAGCUCUGCAUUCAGGCCCUGCUCACCGUAGAUGUGCACCGCUUCGUCAACAGCGGUGAAGUUGUGGCCAAGUCGAAGCCUGCCCGCAAGAUGGUCUACUUGACGGUCGAGGACUUUACUGUCGUCGGGUGGCAUGAGGAGUACGCCCGCGUACAUGGCAAGUCAAAACCCUCCAAGUCUAGGACGGAUGUCGGCCCUUCGGCCGAGAAACGUGAAGAAAGCCUGCUUGAUAAGAUAGAUUCGCCACCUCGGACCCCCGCAAGGGUAAGCGAGCGGCCGAGGACGCCGGAACCGCACCGGAAGCCACCUCCCGACGCCCCUGUCGCGGAAGCUGUCGAAGAUCUCGAGAAAUACUUUGACACGUCUUCUGAUGACGGCUUCGAGGACCUGCCCAUUCCAGACACCCCGCCACCUCCCGAGGUCGCCCCGCAAAAAGCCGCCCCAAUUCCCAAGGACCCUAUACCACUCGCCCGGAAUUGGACGAAUCCCCUUACCCCACUCAAGCUCACCCAGCUCUCCGCCAUCCCACACCUUCCCUACAAGCAGAAUUGGUCUACCAACAUCAUUGCUGUCCGCGUGCACCUAACCGUUUUCCUGGACGCCGAGGCUUUCCGGCCCCGGGUGGGGUCCGCCGUGCUGCUUGCUGGCGUCAAGAACCACCUAUUUGAUGGGGGCUCCCUGAAGAAGUACGUCAGCGAUAGGCCCAGAGAAGGGAUGCCGUGGUGGGUGGAAGACCCAACCUACCCAUGGUGCAGGGACCUAGCGGAAGGAUUGAAAGACUGGUGGAGGCUGGCCUCUCUUGUUGAAGAGGACGAUUUGGAAGAGCCCUGA
Molecule: messenger RNA, 1011 nt
Organism: Parascedosporium putredinis
Lineage: Eukaryota; Fungi; Ascomycota; Sordariomycetes; Microascales; Microascaceae
Source: the annotation of a GenBank genome assembly